This is a messenger RNA of Sceloporus undulatus (fence lizard), 2709 nucleotides long. RefSeq names its product free fatty acid receptor 2 (gene FFAR2). The transcript is spliced from 2 exons. Gene Ontology annotation, cellular component: plasma membrane. Gene Ontology annotation, molecular function: G protein-coupled receptor activity. The record is from RefSeq and is a predicted model, not a curated record. Gene Ontology annotation, biological process: cellular response to fatty acid; G protein-coupled receptor signaling pathway. Bases 142 to 1167 code for a protein of 341 amino acids. Lineage: Eukaryota; Metazoa; Chordata; Lepidosauria; Squamata; Phrynosomatidae.
UUCAGCUCUGCUUCAGGGGCAUGGGAGCUUCUGGACUUCUGGAAGGACAGGCCACUGCUUGAUCCCUUGCAGAAGGAGUCCCUCCCUUUGUGGAACCGGUGUCAGAACCAAGCCUGAAAUCAGGACAGAGAAACCAAAAGGAUGGCUAUGACACCGCAUGACACUCUCGUCCUUGCCGUCUACCUCUUUGCCUUCUUGGCUGGACUCCCUGCCAACCUCCUGGCCUUCUACACAUUCCUGGUGAAAGUGCGCAAGAAGCCAGCCCCCAUAGACAUCCUUCUGUUCAACUUGACCAUCUCUGAUGUUAUCCUUUUGCUCUUCCUACCCUUCAAGAUGAUGGAGGCUGCCUCCGACAUGACGUGGCCUUUGCCCACCUUUCUCUGCCCGCUGACAGGCUUCUGCUAUUACAGCAGCAUCUACAUCAGCACCCUCUUCCUCACAGCCAUCAGUGUGGAGCGCUAUUUAGGCGUUGCCUAUCCCAUCAAGUACAAGUUGAAUCGUAGGCCGGCCUAUGUGAUAGUGGCCAGCUUUUUCUUCUGGUUGCUUGCCUGUUCCCACUGCAGCAUUGUCUACAUUGUCCAAUACCAGAUGCCAGACAUGAAUGAGACUGACCCCAACCCAACCAAUGUCUCCAAAUGCUAUGAGCGAUUCUCCCCCAACCAGCUUGACAUCCUCCUCCCGGUCCGGCUAGAACUUUGCAUUACCCUCUUUUUGCUCCCGUUCUUUGUCUCCCUCUUCUGCUACGUCAACUUAAUCCGCAUCCUGACCUCCUUACCCAACAUCCAAGCCCGCAGGAAGCAACGGGCGGUGGGCCUGGCGGUGGUGACAUUGCUCAAUUUUGCGAUCUGCUUCGCUCCCUACAACAUUUCCCACAUUGUGGGUUUCAUUCAGAACCAGAGCCCCACCUGGAGAGUCUAUGCUUUGCUCCUCAGCACCCUCAAUGCUUCCUUAGACCCAGCGAUCUUCUACUUCUCCUCCACUGCCAUCCAAAGAACCUUUUCUGAUUGCUUUGCUGGAGUGGGCUGCAAACUCCAGGCUUUAAUGCCAUCCUGUUACCAGCUUUGUUUGCCCUGCUGUGAGGCUGAAAGAGAUGGCAAUGGGGUUGACAAGUCCUCUCUUUCUAACAGGGGCGAGCUGCCUCCAGAAAGUCUCGGGAGAGGGAGGUAGUCCUUGAGGAGUAUUGUUUGAGUGUACUUCAGGUAUUGGGAUGAAAGAGAUUAUCUGUCCGGAGUAAGAGAAACAUUUGUUCGCAAUGACUCUAACUACCUUCAAGUACUUCAUAGAGUUUCAGUCUACCUCCUACGAAAGGUCCGCAUGGAGUCUUCUCCACAGCUAUCAUGACUCUCCUUAUGGAUCACCUAGGUGAUGACUAUCAACCAAGCACUAAAUAUAGUGAAUUGAUUUGCUUUCACUGGAAUCCAUUCUCUGUGGUCCAUAAAACACUGUCUCCCAAGAGCCAGAAAGGGAUCUGAGUUGAGAAGCUGCCUUAUUGGAACAACUCUUUUCCAUUUCCAACUAGCCUAUUUAUGUCACAUGGAAAACUGAUCUCAUUUCAUAGUUGAUGCCUAACAGUUCAGCCUUCAUCUGCUUAUGGCUGUCAUGGCUAGACUGCUAAGAUCUGGUGUGAACCAUCUCAGGAUUUGAACCCUUUACUGCUGGGCAUGGCUUGCUGCUUGCACUGAAGGACAAUUGUGCUUUCUUUAUCUGACUUUCUUUCUUGCUAUCCACUCUUGUAAGGCUGUUCCACUUUUGAUGUCAACCAGGAAAUUCAGAGUUCAGACUUCCUGUUCCAGAAAAGACUUUGCCAUUUGAUGUAAUCAAUAGGAGGAUUGGUAUCAUUUAUACAGAUUACACAAACCCUCGGGGCUGUUAAAUGGGUUUUAAAAGCAAAGCAAAACACAGCUCACUGGGAUUGCGUAUUUCAGGAAGAACGUCUUGCUGACAGUAUUAAUACAUGAGUUUUUUAUUGUAGAGAAUUAAACUGACAAACAAACCUGUGGUUAGCUGUGUUUUUAUGAGCAUGGGUUUGUCACUCUUACUCAGAAAAGGUUGGUAGGGGAUUCUAUCUCUUCUGCCUCACAAUCUGAUUAAUUGCUGCCCUCCAGAAGGAAGUAAGAUAGCCACCUGCUCUUAAUAAUGUUUGUGGAUUCAUCAUAUUUCCCAGACUCUGCUCAGAACAGCAAAAGGGCUUCUGCUACAGAGUUCUUCCUCCCUCAUCCAUAGGAGAAGUCAUAAUUAUUUCGUGAAGAAACAGAGUAAACCAGGGUACACCACCAUCACUUUCCAGAGGUUUUGACUACAAGUCUCAUAGGCCUUAGCCAUCUGUACCAUUGGCAAGGGCGUAUGAGACUUGUAGUCCAAAACCAUUGAAAAGCCCUUGUCGAUGGUUAAGAUGGCUAGGUAGGGCUGAUGGAAGCUAUCAUUCAAAAAUAUCUGGAGUUUCACUCCUGAAAAUGUGCAGUGCCCGAUUGCACAUGAUUGCCAUACAGAGCAAUUCCCCCCAAAUUUCUUGGGCACCCCCUUGACUUAAACUGGACAUCCAUGUGCUGUAGGAGUGCAACUCCCAUCCGUCUUUUCUAGCACUGUCAAUAGAAACGGAUGAUAGGUAUUGUAGUCCAACACCCUCUACAUUAGGGGAUGGCAGCAGUGGUGAGCUAGAGGGCUGAAUUAGCCUUCCAGGAGGUCUUGGAGAGCUGUGCAUCUCCACCA